Messenger RNA from Eurytemora carolleeae, 2080 nucleotides. RefSeq lists its product as uncharacterized. The record is from RefSeq and is a predicted model, not a curated record. The transcript is spliced from 19 exons. The coding region runs from base 2 to 1363 and encodes 453 amino acids. NCBI's taxonomy places the organism in Eukaryota, Metazoa, Arthropoda, Copepoda, Calanoida, Temoridae.
GAUGUCACUGAAGUAUGCUCAAGCCGAUUUAAGAAAUUCUAAAGAUUGGUUUGUACGGGACAAGCAUCCACUAGACGGGGACUCACUUUCCUACUUGGAUAUGGUUGAGAGAAGUAAGGAGGAGGAGGAGAGGAGGACCAAGGAGAGGACCAUGAUGGAGGAAGGAAGAGCUCUUUGGAUGCAGAAGAUAAAAGAGGAUGAAAAUCAAUCUAAAAGAGAUCUCAAUGAUAUUAAUGAGCUAGCCAGACAACGUAUGUUUGGAAGACCAGGCCAUGGAGCUCCAACGGUUGAUAUUAGAAAGAAGAAGUUUACUGAGCACCAACUUUCUGAUGGUUUACCUAGAUCCGUCUCCAUGUUCAAACUGGACCAGGAAGAUGAAUUUGUUCCAGCAGCCAGCAGAACAAUGAGAAACUUAGAGGACUCAUCUUCUUAUCUAGAUCUAGAUGUAACUGACGCCUUGAAGUUUGGAAGGCCUGGCUGUGGAGCACCUGUCAGGACUAAAUCUGGUCGACUUAAAACUAUUAUAACUGGAAACCCAGAGAUUAGGUUUCAGAACAACGAGAGCGUUCAAAAAACAAUUUCCAAUGCUAUUAGAUAUCAAACAGACAGGCAGGAGAAAUCAUUGUAUCAUAGAGAAUUAGAUGAUCAAGUAAAGGAGAAGAUGUUGAAUAAAGCUGCGGAAAAUCAAAACAAUUUAGAGGCUGCUAAACACAUGGAGGAUACAGCUGGUAAUGAAUGGGGUAGACCAGGACCUGGAGGAACCUACUGGAGAUCAUCAGCUGUUACUGGUCAAGGAUUCUAUGAUAAAAUGGGCUGGUCUGGGUCUGGAGAUCCAAGAAAGAGAGUAUGGGAAGUCAAGAGGAAUGAAGCAGAGGACAUGAAAAGGGAUAUGAGUUAUAAUGCGCAGAGAAGACAUGACGAACACUUGGAUGUUACAAGUGAAGUUGGAAUAGAACUGGUUCCUCUCAUGAAGGAAAAGUUUACUGGGAAGCCAAAGAAGGAUCCAAAAACAGGAAAUAUGUUGUCCCAUGGUCUCUCUUCAACUGAUGUAACGAAGCACGCUGAUCAAAAAGGAUCUCAGCCCUGGCACAGUACUGGAAACAAACAGCUGUAUUGGGAUCAGCUGACAGGACAGGUUGGUGAGAAGCAGCAUAAGUUUAUGCAACGAAGAAAUGAAGACGAGGAGCAGCAAAAGUUACAUUUUCAGUCCUGGGAAUCCUACUGGGGCAGGCCAGGAUAUGGAGCUCCCAGGAAUGUGACCAACAAGGAAAAUCUAAUGAAAAUGCUUCAUUAUCCUUCUACAGUCAAAAAUAUGCCGAAUAAUGUGGAGUUGAUAACUUUGGAGAGACUUCCAGUCAAAUAAUAUUAAGUUUAUCAGAAUACUGUACAUUGUACGUACACACAUCAGCUGUACUGUAUACUACUCGGGAAUAGUAUUUGCAAAUAUGUACAGACAUAUUGUACAGAGAUGUUUCGUGCUUAACACUUUUUUAUGUAUUUCACAAAAUUACAAUUUAUUUAGAAAACUUGAACAGGUUUAAGAUGUUUAAAGGAUCUGAUUGCUCUGAUAAUGUUUUAAUUAAUUUUCUAAUCCUUGAUGUCAGAGACCGUUGAUAUAUAGCAAAAUAAUGUAUUUUAAAUGUAAGAUUUUUUCUCUAGAUAUAUGCGAGGAUCAGAAAAUAAUAGUUAUAAUGGAACUUGCCUUCACCUUAGAAUUCACAUCUAUACGCAUGCACAGGGGAUGUUCGAGCUUCUUUACCCUUCCCCCUCCCUGAUUUUACUCCAGAGGGGGGUGGUUAUGGACUGUUCCCCACCCCCCCUGCCCCUUAAAAAGCACUUACGCCUUCGCGCACCUUUUCAAUCUUGGCAACGUAGCUUUAACUAGCAGUAGCAUCGUUAGAUAUUUUCAUUUAACAGUUAAAGUACUUUUAAAGAUUCAAUUGUAAUACAGAGGGACCCAAAACUUACAAAAUAGGAAGCCAACCUCAAAACAAUCGUGUGCAUUUUGAUGUUGUUAUAAAGCACAACGUUUUUAAACAAAAUUUUUAAGUGAGCUACAAAAUUAAAAUCAAUAACAUCA